Molecule: messenger RNA, 778 nt
Organism: Asparagus officinalis (garden asparagus)
Lineage: Eukaryota; Viridiplantae; Streptophyta; Magnoliopsida; Asparagales; Asparagaceae
Exons: 2
Coding region: 1-564 (187 amino acids)
Source: RefSeq, a predicted model, not a curated record
AUGGCGGCAGCGCCGGCGAGGGCGGAGUCGCAGGUCGAACCUCCACAAUUUCUCGUUCCGGCUGGCGGCUCAAGAAAUGAUGGGCUAGCCACGCGCGUGCUCCGAACUGGCGUUCAAGGUCGGCCGCAAUGGGAGAGGCGACCAGGAUCGCGCGUUCCUAGCCGCGUCCGCCGCCGCCGAUUCUCGAAGUCCGACCCUGUUGCACGCGAAGGAGACGAAGACGGGCCUCCGGAGAAGGAAUCGCCGUGGAAUCUGAGGACGAGGAGAGGGCAGGUGAAGGAUCAGGGCGUGUCACGUGAGGAGAGGGGGGGCCACGUGAGGACGGUGAGGCUGAGGUCGGAGGACGCGGAGAGGAGAGAGAGGCCGGCGUUUUCUGUUUCAUUGACGAGGGAGGAGAUCGACGAGGACGUCUACGCGUUGACGGGAGCCAGGGCACGCCGGAGGCCGAAGAAGAGGCCGAGGAGCGUUCAGAAGCAGCUCGAUAUGCUUUCGCCUGGUUCUUGGCUGAGCGAGAUCACGGUGGAUUCAUACAAGGUGCCGGAUUCAUGGCUGGAGCGGCGGUGAGGUUAGUUACAGUUACCGCCGGCGAUGUGGAUCCCUUUUGACUGAAAAUUGAUUGGAUUUUUGGGCUCAAAAUUGUUACUAUUUUUUAUACAAGGCCCUUGAUUUGUGUUCUUUUAUUAGAUUGUAAAGGUCUAGUUUUGUUCUUUUAACUUUUUUUCUUGUAUGGCAACUUAAGGGAUUUGAAGCGAAUUAGGGAAGAAAAUGUUUUUUGUUA